Messenger RNA from Prorocentrum cordatum, 297 nucleotides. Lineage: Eukaryota; Dinophyceae; Prorocentrales; Prorocentraceae. The record is from the annotation of a GenBank genome assembly.
AUGGAGGGGGCGCGCGACGCCCUGGUGGGCAUCGUGGACGCGCUGCACGCGUGCGGCUCGCGCGGGCCGCCCUUCGACGCGCCGCUGCCGAGGGGCGACGACGCGGCCGCCUGGGCCGCCCUGCACCUGGCGGCCGCCACCGCCAUCCGCGCCCACUUCGCCGGCGACGCCGGCACCUGCGGCGAUGGCGCGGCGGUCCCGGAGCGCCUGGCGGUGCUGGAGCUCAGCCUGGAGGGCCUGGAGAGCACCUGGCCGCGUCCGACGGGCAGGGGCGCAAGGACGUCGGCGAGGACAUCG